UCAGGUUGGCAAAACUUCUAAUUCCAGCUAGCUCAUAAAACCUUCCUCUUUACAUUAUGCUCUCCCCAUAAACCCUAUUUCCUGAAAGAGGAACACACUGGAGCUAUGAACGUCCAUUGCCCCUCAAACAACAGAUGAAGAAGCUCGUAGCAGCAGCUAUCAUUUCGCUCUCUAAGAUGUUAGUUUCUCUGCGCAAUCUCUUUUACACCGGUCGCAGAUUCGCUUACAGAGUAAGCCCUCCUCCCUCUUCAAGCCCUAGUGCUCGCCUCCCUUUCUUUUUUUCUUCACCAUCGACAGGACCACAUAAUUCUUUAUUUUAUUGUCCACUAAUCUGGUUGACUGGCUGUCUUUGCAUACUCAGAUUCCCAUUUGUCACCAAAUCAAACCCCACCAAUUUUUUGGAAUAUCUAGACAAAGAAUUCAUCCGUAAAAGCAUUGAACAAGAGCAGUGGAAUAAUCCUGAAAUCGUUAAUCUCAUUGAUUCGUCCCUAGGCCCGAUAUGGGUUUCCAGGGUUUUGGCGGAACUAAAACAAGAUCCUAGAUUAACAUUGAAAUUCUUUAGAUGGGUCAAAACCCGAAAUGGGUUUUGCCUCACAACAGAGUCCUAUUGUAUAUUAGUGCACAUUUUGUUUUCUGCUAGAAUGUACUUUGAUGCUAAUGUUAUUCUUAAGGAGUUGAUUUUGUCUGGCCGGAUUUUGCCUGGUUUUGAUGUUUUUGAAGUUUUGUGGUCGACCAGGAAUGUCUGUGUUCCUGGUUUUGGUGUUUUUGAUGCUUUGUUUAGCGUUUUUAUUGAGUUAGGAAUGCUUGAGGAAGCUGGUCAAUGUUUUUCAAGGAUGACAAGGUUUAAGGUCUUGCCAAAAACACGGUCUUGUAAUGCCCUUUUACAUAAGCUUUCAAUGACAGAGAAAGGGGACUUUUCAAGGAAAUUCUUUAAGGAUAUGGUUGGGGCUGGGAUUACCCCGUCAGUAUUUACAUAUAACAUCAUGAUAGGUUAUAUGUGCAAAGUAGGGGAUAUGGUAGCUGCUAGAAGUUUAUUUGGGCAAAUGAAACAGUUGGGUUUGGCAUCAGACGUUGUCACAUAUAAUUCUCUUAUUGAUGGAUACGGAAAGUUGGGCUUGUUGGAUGAAUCAGUUUGCCUAUUUGAAGAAAUGGAGGAUGUGGGUUGUGAACCUGAUGUGAUAACCUACAAUGCUUUGAUUAACUGUUUUUGUAAAUAUGAACAAAUGCCUAAAGCUUUUGAGUUUUUCCUUGAGAUGAAAAAUAAUGGAUUAAAACCUAAUAUCAUUACUUAUAGUACAUUAGUUGAUGCUUUGUGCAAGGAGGGGAUGUUGCAACUGGCAAUUAAGUUUUUGGUGGACAUGAGACGUGUUGGUCUUUUACCUAAUGAAUUCACAUAUACUUCUCUGAUCGAUGCAAACUGUAAAGCUGGUAAUUUAAAUGAUGCGUUGAAGCUAGCUAAGGAGAUGUUGCAGGUGCAUGUUGAUUUUAACGUUGUUACCUACACAUGUUUACUAGAUGGCCUUUGUGAAGAAGGAAGGGUGAACGAAGCAGAGGAACUAUUAAGAGCAAUGAUAAAAGAUGGGGUAGCUCCAAAUCUAAAAACUUAUACUGCCCUGAUUCAUGGGCAUAUCAAGGAUAAGUGGAUGGAAAAUGCCAUGGGGUUUUUGAAAGAAAUGAUGGGGAAAAAUAUAAAACCUGAUUUAUUACUGUAUGGAACAAUUAUUUGGGGUCUUUGCAGUCAAAGUAAGUUCGAAGAAUGCAAACUUGUUAUGACUGAAAUGAAAGAUUGUGGUAUUAGUGCAAACCCUGUCAUAUACACGACACUUAUGGAUGCUUAUUUCAAGGCAGGGAAGACCAAGGAGGCACUCAACCUUAUGCAAGAAAUGUGUGACAUGGGCAUUGAGAUUACAAAUGUGACCUUUUGUGUAUUAGUUGAUGGUUUGUGUAAAACGGGUUUGGUUCAAGAGGCGAAUAAUUACUUUUCUAGGAUGCCAGAAUUUAAUUUGCAGCCUAAUGUAGCGGUUUAUACUGCCCUAAUUGAUGGUCUGUGCAAAAAUAAUUGCAUUGAAGAUGCAAAGAAGUUGUUUGAUGAAAUGCAGGGUAAAAAUAUGGUUCCAGAUAAAAUUGUGUACACUGCUUUAAUGCAUGGAAAUUUGAAGCAUUGGGAAUUUCAAGAAGCUUUGAAUAUUAGGAGCAGGAUGUCUGAAUUAGGGAUGGAGCUUGAUCUGCAUGCCUACACUUCCCUGGUCUGGGGAUUUUCACAAGGUGGCUUAGUGCAGCAAGCAAGAAAGUUUCUUGCUGAGAUGAUUGGGAAAGUCUGCUACCCAGCAAGGUUCUUAAUUGUAAGUAUUUCCGGGGAUGGGGAGAUGAUUGGGAAGAAAUUUUGCACUGUGUUUGCCUGCUUCAAUUCUUCCAAAAGCUUAUUUAGAGGCAGUCUAGAGACACCUUUAACCAUUUUCAGUUGAGAAGUCAAUGCGGCGUAAAAUAGCUGAGCAGGUGAUGCUGCAGUGGUUCUCAGGUAAAACAGUAAAUAAGUGAGUUGCCCUUUUUUUUUUGUUGGCAUGUUUUCAUCUCUGGUUAAUUUGACUUGCUAUAAUUUCAAUUUUUUGUUUUAAUUGGUCUAUUAUAUAUUAUUAGGUAGGACGGGGUUCCAAAUGAUUCAUCAUGCACACCGAAGGCCAUGCAUCUCCUUUUUCUGGGCCACCCUAGGAGAAUAAACUUAACCCACUGCAGGCUUUACAUUUAUGGCUGAGCUGCUGCUUCUUAAAAAGCAUUUUCACCGUUUCCAUACAGCCUGCAGUGCUGGUAUAAAGAAAUUGAAAAUGUAAAAUGGCUGCUUGGUCCAGUCAGAUCUUAACUAUUUAAUGAUUGUGUGGGAGAGUUUGAUAUAAAUAAGUCGAGUCCAAGUGUAAUAGUCCUAGUGAAGAAACAGUAGCCAUUUCUGGAUUUGAACUUUGAAACAUGAUGAUGAUAUAAUAUAGAUAAAUGUAAGAUAAAGCAGAGUAGACUUGGUACAUCAAUUAAGCAGAGUAGACUUGGUACAUCAAUUCGAAACGCUGUAUGCGAAUGAUGUCAAUUUAGUUUGCAGUACAUGAAUUACAUUUAAUUAAUACUA
Hevea brasiliensis (rubber tree) is the source of this 3115-nucleotide messenger RNA. Its product is annotated as putative pentatricopeptide repeat-containing protein At2g02150. NCBI's taxonomy places the organism in Eukaryota, Viridiplantae, Streptophyta, Magnoliopsida, Malpighiales, Euphorbiaceae. The coding region runs from base 135 to 2465 and encodes 776 amino acids. The transcript has 3 exons. Gene Ontology annotation, molecular function: protein binding. The record is from RefSeq and is a predicted model, not a curated record.